This is a messenger RNA of Aspergillus clavatus NRRL 1, 402 nucleotides long. RefSeq names its product cyclin-dependent protein kinase regulatory subunit CKS1. The record is from RefSeq and is a predicted model, not a curated record. Gene Ontology annotation, molecular function: cyclin-dependent protein serine/threonine kinase activator activity; ubiquitin binding; histone binding. Gene Ontology annotation, cellular component: cyclin-dependent protein kinase holoenzyme complex; SCF ubiquitin ligase complex. The coding region runs from base 1 to 402 and encodes 133 amino acids. The transcript has 3 exons. Gene Ontology annotation, biological process: regulation of mitotic cell cycle. NCBI's taxonomy places the organism in Eukaryota, Fungi, Ascomycota, Eurotiomycetes, Eurotiales, Aspergillaceae.
AUGAUCCGGCACUGUAUGGAUUUCUGGCUGACAAUCAAAUUGGCGUUAGGUUUCGAAUUCCAGCGAUCCAUAUCGCUCAUAUUCUCCCAGAUGGACAUCGACACAAGCAGGAGGAACAAGAAGCCCCGCCUUCUGUUGGAAUCCGAGAGAGAGAGGCUUGAAGAAUUUAUCGACUCUAUACACUAUUCAGCAAGAUAUUCUGACGAUCAGUUUGAAUAUCGACACGUCCAACUACCUAAGAACAUGCUGAAAAAGAUUCCUGCCGAUUAUUUCGACAGCUCAAAAGGGACACUAAAGUUGCUAUGGGAAGAUGAAUGGAGGGCUCUUGGUAUCACUCAGAGUCUAGGCUGGGAACAUUAUGAGGUUCACGAGCCGGAGCCGCAUAUUCUUCUGUUCAAGUAA